Messenger RNA from Aspergillus saccharolyticus JOP 1030-1, 1095 nucleotides. RefSeq names its product Six-hairpin glycosidase. Gene Ontology annotation, biological process: carbohydrate metabolic process. Lineage: Eukaryota; Fungi; Ascomycota; Eurotiomycetes; Eurotiales; Aspergillaceae. The coding region runs from base 1 to 1095 and encodes 364 amino acids. The record is from RefSeq and is a predicted model, not a curated record. The transcript has 2 exons.
AUGAUCUCCCUCACAACCUCCGUCACAUCCCUGCUCUGCCUCCCCGGCGCCCUCGCCGCCACCGACUACCUGACCAACGCCCAAGCAGCCGUCACGACCCUGCAGGAAUGGUACAACCCGAACACCGGGCUGUGGGACACGACCGGCUGGUGGAACAGCGCCAACUGCCUGACCGUGCUGGCCGACCUCACGGCGCUGGACGCGAGCCAGCGCGACCAGAACGCCGCCAUCUUCGCCAACACCUACACCCGCGCGCAGGGGUCCACCGCUGCACGGUCCCUAGCCAUGGCUUCCCGCGGAGACCCGCACCACCACCGUCGCAUCACGCGUCGAAGCUACCCGGGCUUUCUCAACAACUACUACGACGACGAGGGGUGGUGGGCGCUCGCGUGGAUCCAAGUCUACGACCUCACGCACGACGCCAGGUACCUCACCACCGCGGCCGAGAUCUUCAGCGACAUGACGAGCGUGUGGAACGCGAGCUGCGGCGGCCUGUGGUGGGACAAGCUGCACACGCAGAUCGGGGCGAUCGAAAACGAGCUGUUCAUCAGCACAGGGUACUACCAAGACUGGGCGUUGACGGCGUGGCGCUGGUUCGCAUGCAGCAGCGGACUGAUCAACGACCACCACACCAUCAACAACGGCCUCGACCUGGCCAGGUGCACCAACGACGGGGGCACGGUGUGGAGCUACAACCAGGGGGUGAUUCUGGGGGCGCUGGUGGAAAUGGCCCAGCUGUUCAGGGACCCGUCGUACCUAUCCAUCGCGCAGGAGAUCGCGACGGCGGCCACGGGGGCGCUGAGUAACGCGGAUGGGGUGCUGACGAAGCCCUGCGAGCCGGGUUGCACGGGCGAUGCGCCGCAGUUCAAGGGGGUCUUCAUGCGAAAUCUGCAGGUGCUCUAUCAGGCGACGUCCAGCGAGCCGAUUCGCAGCUUCUUGCAGCGCAACGCAGAUGCGAUCUGGGAGAAGGCCCGGGGUGAUGGCAACGCGCUGGGAGGGAGCUGGGAGGGGCCCUUUGCGAGCGCCGAUGCUUCGACGCAGAGUUCGGCUUGUAAAGCUUUGAUUGCCGCGGCGGCGGUCAGUCAGUGCGUCUGA